Molecule: messenger RNA, 2184 nt
Organism: Zingiber officinale
Lineage: Eukaryota; Viridiplantae; Streptophyta; Magnoliopsida; Zingiberales; Zingiberaceae
Product: receptor-like protein EIX2
Exons: 1
Coding region: 1-2184 (727 amino acids)
Cellular component (GO): plasma membrane
Molecular function (GO): protein binding
Source: RefSeq, a predicted model, not a curated record
AUGGGUAAUCUUAUUUACUUGGAGUAUUUAGAUUUGUCUGACAAUUCUAUUACUGGAGGGAUACCUUUGAGCAUGGGCAAUCUUAUCCGCUUGGAGUAUUUGUAUUUGUAUGAUAAUAAUAUUAUUGGAGAGAUACCUUCGAGCAUAGGCAACCUCACUAGCUUGACACAUUUGGAUGUGUCAUCUAAUAAAUUUUAUGGAUGUAUACCAAGUGCUUUGGGCAAUCUCGUCAAUUUGGAGGAAUUACACUUGUUUGAUAACAAUAUUUCUUGUCAAAUACCAGAAAACAUUGGCAGACUUCACAAUUUGUCGGAUUUUGAUGCUUCAAUGAAUAACUUGACAGGGCAAAUACCAUUGAGUUUGGGUGAUCUAUGCAAUUUGGAAUAUCUUGAUUUGUCCGAGAAUAAUAUUGGUGGAGAAAUAACAAAUCUACUUGAUGAUUUCUCUAAAUGUUCACAAGGAUCCAAGUUACAGUACUUCGUAAUGAGUGACAAUAUGUUCACUAGGUCAAUCUCAUCCAGUCUCGGGCAAUUAACUCAACUGGAAUUCCUGAAUAUCUCAUUCAAUUCAUUACAGGGCAACAUGACAGAUGCUCACUUCUCCCAGCUCGCCAACUUAACCAGUUUGGAUAUAUCUUAUAAUUCCUUGAAUUUGAUUUUAUCAGAUGAUUGGCUUCCUCCUUUUCAUGCUAAUCUUAUUGAUAUGAGUUAUUGUCAUUUGGGAACUAGAUUUCCUUCCUGGAUUCAAACACAAACAACUUUGAGACAUUUAUCUUUAUCUAGAGUGGAACUUUAUGGAAAUAUUCCAAGUUGGUUCUCAGAUUUCAUUUUCAAUAAUUCAGUUAUUUAUCUCGAUCUAAGUUCAAACAAUUUGAAUGGUCAAAUACCUUCUAGUCUAUCUGUCUUCAUGGAUCUAUCAAAUAACUUCUUUGAAGGAACAAUUCCAUUGAAUUAUAGAUAUUCGGGAGAGGUUCACAUAUUAUUGCUGUCUAAUAACCAUAUCAAUGGUUGUUUGCCUGCCUUCUUUUGCAAAUUGACUAUGUUAAGAGUACUACACCUAUCCAACAAUUACUUAUCAGGCGAAGUCCCAAAUUGCAAUGACUUAUAUCCAAUUAGUUUAAACUCCCUUCACAUAAAUAAUAACAAAUUGUCAGGACCAUUCCCUUCUGCCUUAAGACAUUGUGAUGAAUUAGUGACUCUUGAUCUUGGUGGGAAUAAAUUUUUCGGCGAAAUACCAAAUUGGGUGGGAAGGAGCUUUCCGUCGUUAAAGUUUCUUCGUUUGAGCUCAAACUCAUUCGAUCAUGUUAUUCCUGCAAGUAUAGGAAGUCUUACUUCCCUCCAAGUUUUGGAUCUUUCAUUCAACAAUCUUAUUGGCAGUAUACCUUCCUCUAUCUCAAAUUUCAGUUCUAUGGUUGUGAAGCAAAACUAUACUGAUCUAUUGUAUGUUAGGAGCUACCACCAAGCACCUUGUGCUUUUGUAAAUCAGUUAUAUCGGUGUGCGGGUGUGGUAAAUAGCUUCAAGGAUAACAUUAUAAUAAAUGCAAAAGGUUCAACCAAUGAUUACACUAAUGCUCUUAGUGCAGUGGCAAGCAUAGACUUAUCAAACAAUAACCUUUUUGGUGAGAUUCCAAAAGAGAUCACGAAGCUGCAUGGAUUGUACUUCCUCAACUUAUCUAAUAACCAUUUGACAGGAAGGAUUCCAGAAAAUAUUGGUGUUAUGAAGGAAUUAGAGUCUCUUGACUUGUCAAUGAACAAUCUCAUGGGAGGAAUUCCUUUUAGCCUAUCUGAUUUAUACUUUCUUGGUUCCUUGAAUCUCUCCUACAAUAACUUGUCAGGAAAAAUCCCAACAGGAGGUCAAUUGUCAACCUUCAAUGACUCGACCUAUGUUGGCAACAAGGGCCUUUGUGGUGCACCACUUCCAGAGUGUCCCAAUGAUGAAGCAAAUCAUUCACCAUACCAAGCAGAAGAUGAUGACAAGCUUGAAAGAGUUCUAGAUUAUGCUAUUAUUGUUAUAGGAUUUAUAGUUGGAUUCUGGACAUAUUUGGGCGUAAUAUUCAUUAAAAAGACCGCAAGGAUUACUCUCUUUCGGAUGGUGGACAAUAUGUAUGACUGGAUGUAUGUGCAUCUCUCAUUGAAGUUUACAAAGCUGAAGUUGAAAUGGCAAGAAAAGAGUUUAAGCACUUGA